AAGGGAAAUGGAAGGUUAACGCUCAUAAGAUAUAUACGUUUGUCUUUAUCUCUUACACGUUAGUCCUCUUUGGUCCUCUUAUUACUACGAAUCAGCUGCGGGUGGGAGUGCGUGGUUCUGAAGUAAGAAGUCGCCGUACCUCAUAGACGAUCGGACAACAUUUAAUAGGAUACUAUGCGAAAUAUUACAUAUGAUUAAUAAGUGUACGAUAUAGUGAAUGAUACGGGUAAUGGUUAUUGUAAAAUUUCAAAAAAUGCUCUUCAAGAGACAUCGGUAGCAAUGUAGCUCGUAUCAUUAAAGAGAAAUCACUCGUGAUUUUAUUGUACAGAUUAUUUCGAUUAAUUAAGAUUAAUAAUAUACUCAUUGUUCCAUGACUUCCCUACUCAAUAAUACGUUAGCAAAAAAUGACAGUAUUAGAAUCAGAAGAAGAUACAGAUAAACGGUCGGUGCCACCUAGAAAAAAAUUUUGCUUAUCUCUUUCAAACCGCGAACGUACAUUUCCUAGUACCAUUCCUAAGCCCCCUCAUACUUCUUCCAGAGGGGGCCUCUUCGACAGACCAGAUUUCUUAUAUAGUACAGGCAAAAUGAUGAAUGGUUACCGCAAUCAAUUGAGUAAUCAUCAGGAUGGAAGUUACGAUAUUUCAGGAUUAGGAACGGAAGGAUUAAAAAUAGCGACUCUAUGUAAUCUAGGAAACACAUGCUUCUUGAACAGUGUUAUAUAUACUUUAAGAUUUGCACCAUCCUUCUUACACAAUUUACAUCAUCUUGCUACUGAUUUAUCAAAUUUAAACGAUAAGCAACUACAAACUAAAAUCAAAUCUUCAUCCUUGGGUAGAACCGGUGUAUCGUUAACAGCAAGUGGUAGUCGUAGUUGGAGUAGUAAAGAUUUAUUGGCCUUAGCUGGUCCAACCGGAGAAGUCAACAAGCCUCGAAUACAAAUAGCAACAGAAAAAUUGCAUAGUUUGUUUAUGGCACUACGUGCAUCGGAAGCAAGAGAAAACUGUGAACCGUACCAACCAGAUGCAUUUUUACAAGCACUUAGAGAAGUAAAUCCUAUAUUCGAAGGAAACCAACAGCAAGACGCUCAUGAACUUUUAGUUUGCUUACUCGAUAAUAUUAGAGAAACCUUUCAACUUUUAGUUAGACACAGAGAAAGUCAGUUUGGACAGAACAACGCAAGUUUCUCUGAACUUUCUGCGGAGCAACAAACGGACGUUCAAUCGGAGGAUAGUAAUGCAAGUAAACGCAGUAUUAGGAAAUCACGAAAGAAAAAGAAGAUUACAUCUCGAGGAAGUUCAAUUUGUUUAAUUCCAUCGAAUACAAAUGGCGUUUCUUCGUCGAGGCCGUAUGAAAAUGGUCAUGCAGAAUUUCCUGAAAGUAACGGGGAUAUAGGAAAUCAUAGACCGGAAAGUAAAAAAUGUUUUAUCUCUGAAGACUUCGAGGGUAUCAGUUUGUUAAGAACAACGUGUCUAGAAUGUGAACAUGUUACCGAACGAAAGGAAACAUUUUGUGACAUAUGUGUCCCCAUUGACGUUAAUAGAUCAAACGAGAAAGACGACGAAGGACGAUCUGUAGACAGCAGCGAAGUGUAUAGGCGUGCUGUAGUAACCAGUGAAUUUCUGGUUGGUAGGGAUAAGUAUUGGUGUGCACGUUGUCUAAGAUAUAAUGAAGCACGACGAGCAGUUUGUUUCCCCUGCUUGCCUCGACUUCUGAUCUUACAAUUGAAAAGAUUUUCUACCAAAGCUGGGUCAAUGGAAAAAAUCAAUAAUCAUAUGCCUACUCCGCUAACACUACAAUGCUUCUGCGAAGAGUGCUAUAACAAGCACGUCCAUGGAAAUGUAUCUGCGAAGGAUCAAACACACGAAUAUAAACUUUAUUCUGUUAUCAUGCAUCAGGGUGCAACCAUGACGGCUGGUCAUUAUGUUGCUUACACACGAUUACCCGAUGAGUCUGCAUUAGCGGAAUAUUUUAAUUGUGACAGGGACAGUAAACGUCAAACCACUGGUCAGAGUAGUAGUAGCACAAAUACAAAUUCCUCUUCCUCCGACAAAACGUCGAGUAUUUUUAAAUACUUCAAGAAACCAAGUGUUAGUGAGAAUAAGGAACAAUUAGUAAAAGUCGGCUGUCGCAGUAUGGAAUGCUGCGGUUUUAGAAAUUCUAAGUAUACUAAAUUAUCCGAGCAAGGGGUUUGGCUGGAGUGCGACGAUGAAGCGGUACAUGUAAUUCCGUUAAGACAGUUGGAAGAUAAACUGGCACCAAAUCCACGAAAUUCCGCCACCCCUUAUCUCUUGUUCUAUGUGAGAUCCCCGAGGUAAGCCUUAUUCUUAAAACAAUGUCGGAUGUCUAUAUAAAAAACUAAAGUCUCGAAGAUAAUCGUGCAAAAGGCCUCACUUUUCCUCGCCAAUAAAUCGUGCUAUGAUGUUAACACACAUUCCAGAUAUAUAUAUAUAUACAUAUAUAUAUUUAUCCUAUACGAUUGUAUCGGGCUUAGAUGAAUGUGUAUAAUUUUCGUAGAAAAUAAAUUAUAUACUAUAA
Messenger RNA from Vespula vulgaris, 2535 nucleotides. It is a transcript of the gene Usp1, whose product is annotated as ubiquitin carboxyl-terminal hydrolase 1. Gene Ontology annotation, biological process: protein deubiquitination. The transcript has 8 exons. Bases 405 to 2315 code for a protein of 636 amino acids. NCBI's taxonomy places the organism in Eukaryota, Metazoa, Arthropoda, Insecta, Hymenoptera, Vespidae. Gene Ontology annotation, molecular function: cysteine-type deubiquitinase activity; cysteine-type endopeptidase activity. The record is from RefSeq and is a predicted model, not a curated record. Gene Ontology annotation, cellular component: nucleus; cytosol.